Messenger RNA from Phoenix dactylifera (date palm), 4109 nucleotides. RefSeq names its product Pentatricopeptide repeat (PPR) superfamily protein. Gene Ontology annotation, molecular function: protein binding. NCBI's taxonomy places the organism in Eukaryota, Viridiplantae, Streptophyta, Magnoliopsida, Arecales, Arecaceae. The record is from RefSeq and is a predicted model, not a curated record.
GGGCCGUCGAUAGGAGUGUUUUGCUGCUCGAAAAUUGUUCGAGCUACGGCUAGUGGAGUCGAGCUUUGAUCCAAGCCGAGCUUGGGCAGCUCCAUCGUCUCAUUUGCAUCCCUAGUCUGCAAUAAAGGCAGUCUCUCUCCCAUCGUCUUCUUCUUCACGAGUUGAAGCCAUGGCUCUCAUCAGACGCCCUUUCCUCCCCUCUUACCGUCCUCUCUCCACCAUCACCUCUUUCCCAUCUCCACUCCUCCAUCGACCCUACGACGAAUCCUUAGAAGAAGAAGAAGAAAAGGAGUUGGAAGCAGAAAGUAUAACCAAUCGCUCCUACUGGACGAAGCGCAUCCACUUCCUCUGCUCCACGGCCGGCGACCCCGACGCAGCCCUCCGCCUUCUCCAUCGCCUCCGCCUCCGAGGCUUCGUCCCUGACUCCCUCAACCUUUCCAGUGUAAUCCACUCCCUCUGCGACGUCGGCCGCUCCGACGAGGCCCACCGUCGCCUCCUCCUCUCCACCGCCGCCGGCUGGCUCCCCGAUGACCGCACCGCCAACGUCCUCCUUGCCCGCCUUCUCGACGCCGCCACCCCUUCCCUCACCCUCGCCGUCCUCCGCCGCCUCGCCGACGCCAAACCCGCCUUCGCCCCUUCCCUCACCAACUACAACCGCCUCGCCGACCACCUCUGCUCCCAAGGUCAACCCUUCGAGGCCCUCGGUCUCUUAUCCGACAUGAAGACCCGUGGCCGCCUCCCGGACGCCAUCACCUACACAACCCUCAUCAAUGGCUUCUGCCGGGCCGGGGAACUGCACGAGGCCCGCCGCCUGUUCGACAAAAUGCUUAAAGGUGGCAUCUUGCCCAAUUCUCUCACCUACAGCGUCCUAAUUAAAGGAGUCUUAAGGAAGCGGAGGCUCGACGAGGCGAGGGAAUUGAUGAUGGAGCUUUGGCCGAAGAUGGAAGAGGAGAAGGACCCAUCGGUUAACAGUGCGGCAUUUGCCAAUUUGAUUGACUCCCUGUGCCGAGAAGGAUUCAUUCAUGAGGUCUUUAGAAUUGCAGAAGAGAUGCCGCAGGGGAAGAGCCUCCCAGAGGAGUUCGCCUAUGGGCAGAUGAUGGAUUCGCUCUGCAGGGCUGGAAGGCAUCAUGGGGCUUCCAGAAUUGUGUAUAUAAUGAGGAAAAGAGGCUUCUUUCCAAGCUUGGUUUCCUACAAUUGUAUUGUCCAUGGUUUAAGCAAGAAUCGAGGUUGUAUGAGGGCUUAUCAAUUAUUUAAGGAAGGGAUCGAGUUUGGAUACUCACCGUCGGAACCUACUUACAAGGUGCUUGUCGAGGCUCUUUGCAAAGAAAUGGAUCUCCACAAGGCCAAGGAUGUGGCCGAAUUCAUGUUACAAAAAGAUAGUGUUGAUAAGACGAGAAUCUACAAUAUAUUUCUGAGUGCUCUGCAUCUUGUGGACAAUCCAAGUGAGCAGCUUAAUGUCCUCAUCUCAAUGCUUCAGAAGCAAUGCCAGCCUGAUGCUAUUACUCUUAAUACUGUUAUCCAUGGCUUCUGCAAGAUUGGAAAAGUCGCUGAAGCUAAAAAGAUCAUGAGUGACAUGUUGAAUGGGAACUUCUUUGGUCCAGAUGUGGUGACCUUUACUACCAUUAUUCGUGGGUUGCUGGAUGUUGGCAAUUCAGAAGAAGCCCUUGAUAUGUUGCAAAGGACAAUGCCCAAAUGCCAUUGUUUUCCAAAUGUCGUGACUUACAAUGUGGUUCUAUGUGGCUUAGUUAAGCUUCAGAAGGUUGACAAAGCAAUGGAAAUUUUCAAUGAUAUGGUCAGCAAGGGCAUCGCUGCUGAUAGCACAACUUACACAGCAAUAAUUGAAGGCUUGUGUAACAUCGAUCGGCUCGAAGAGGCAAAGAGAUUUUGGGAUGAGAUAGUUUGGCCUUCAAAGAUCCAUGACAAUUAUGUUUAUGCUGCGAUCCUUAGAGGUCUUUGUCACAUGGGGAAACUGGAUCAGGCCUGUGAUUUUUUGUAUGAACUGGUGGAUUGUGGGGCUGCUCCAGGGAUUGUGAACUACAACAUCCUCGUCGACAGUGCUUGCAAACAGGGUGUAAAGAAAGAGGCUUAUCAGAUCAUGGGUGAGAUGAGAAAGAAUGGGUUGAAGCCUGAUGCUGUAACUUGGAGGAUUUUAGAGAAGUUGCAUGAGAAACAAAGCAAGGAACCAACCUUUGAUAGCCAAAGUUUAGAAUGUAGAGGUCUCAAAGAGGAGACAGUGAUGACAGGAGAAUUUGAGGAUGAAACUAUUUUAAAAAUCAUAGAUGAAGAGAAGGAAUGCAUCAAUAAGGUCGAGAAUCAUGGAGACCCAUUGGAGGGCCUUGUAGAUCCAAGCCUUUCUGCUAAACUAGUUGAAGAGGAUAAGACCAGUGAGGCCGAUAGAGUUGUCAAUAAAAUUGAUUUAAUUGGAGGUACAGGUAGAGAAAAACCUGUACAACCAGAUCAGCGAGAACCACUGUCGAAGAUUGCUAAGAGGGUGUUUGGGAUACUCUAAGAAAGCUAGAGAUUAUGCUAAAAUGUGAUAAAAGUGAAGUUUGGAGCAAAAUGGUUUGCAGAUAGAAGAUAAGGAAGUCAACAGAUCAAAGAGAAGUGCGGAUGCUAACAGCUCUAUCUGUCACACUUCCGUCUUGCAGCUUUGAUUGGUUUCAUUUUUCCUCCCUCAAAUGAUGAACAGUUCGAUACUGAAAAUCUUAAAAGAACAGUUGUUCUAAAUGUUAUGUGGCAGUACAAUGCGGUCUUAUGCUGUUGUAUAAAAAUUCACAAGGUUGAUAGAGCAAUUAAAAUUCCACUGAGGACAAAGUCGUCUGCUCUGAAAACACAACCUAGACAUUGACCAUUUAUGGUUUCUGCAGAACGGUUAGUUUCAAUGAAGCGGAGAGAUUUUCAGAUGACAUGGUUUUGGUCUUCAAAGAUCCAUGAGGACAAGUUCGUGUGGCCUUUUGCUCCAUGGAUUGAGUUACAGCAUAUGCAUGUCACUAUUUAGUGCUUUCCAGGUGGCAGCUGUGUCGAGAACAGCUUGGUGGAGACAGAUGUAGUAACUGAGAGGUUCAGGUUGGAUCACUGAGCUUGAACAGCUUUAGUGCUGUUGAUCAACAUUCAGGAGUUGAUGGCACCACAAAUGUUGGAGCACUAAUGCAGAAUCUACUGAGCUUGAAUUUGAAAAAUACACCUAUCAUGCUUGAAGUGCAUCCGUUCAACAGUUAGACCAAAAAGCAUGGAAAGCAGGAAGAAGUUGUUCCAGAUGCAUUCCUUAUGGAAAAAAAAUGCUAUAGGACAUCCAUGGAGAUCACACCAUCAGUUCGAAUGAUUUUGCGAAAGAUAUCCCUGGGAAAAGUCUACAAAGUCCGGCACAAAGAGAACAACCAUCAAAGUUGUGCUCUGAACAUUCAUGGGGGCUGUCUGGUGGAAGACUUCCCCCCCUUUACUUUGCAUAGAUGUUUGACGAGAGAAGAAACCUCUUGCAUGGAUAAAUUCUUUUCGACACUCACAGUCAAUGCGAAGAGAGAAACUGUGUUGAAUUCAUCUUUCCUUGUCACAAAUAGGCUGAUCUAGUAAUAGCAUGAUAGCAGAUUUCCACAGAGAGCGUGGAUUUCUGAUUGUGGAUUUGACCUGCUCUUUGCAUCUGCAGUUUAACCCCCCCUUUGCACUGCCUUCUGCAUGGUGCACCGAAAUAGCACUGAAGGUUGAAAGGAAGACCAAAUAGAGCUCUGUGACAUAUGCAAAUGCACAGUACUUCAUAUGUCAGAUUUGGAGUGAUGUAAGGUUGCUCCAGAUGUGCCCGACUCUGUAGCAAGAAGCAGGUCAUGAAGCUUCUGGGUACAGCUAUCAUCUGAUUGUGUCCAAUUAAAUAUACAGUUAUCUAUUGUUGUAAACAGCUGUGGUUCGAAUUAAUCAAAGCAUAAUUAUAUAACGAUGUCCAAUUGUGGAGAACAGUUCACCAUCAGCACCUUUUAAUAACAUUUCAGCCUAUAACUUCAUCCAUAUUUCCAUAAUGGCUAGCCCUGGCAUGUAUUUUAUCAUAUUUUUGUUAACUCGUGCGAGUGUUCAUCUUUCUUUGGAACUUGGUUCAGAAUUUCAGGAACUAAACUGCAGUU